AUGCUGGUGCGGGCGCCCGAACUGGACGCAGCCAGUCGGGGCCACGGCGAGGGGAAAAAUGCCGGCGAGGCCACAGGGGAUGAGCAGGGCGGCGGGCGAGCAGCGAGGCCGCGGCGGAGCAGGCAGGCGCGGCCGUGGGGGCGCAGGAGGAGCGGAGCAGCAGCGGCGGGACAGGGGGCGGCCGGGGUGAGGCCACGACGGGCGCAGGCCUCGGCGGCCAGAGCGAAGGAGGGGGCCGCGGGGGCGCGGGCCGGCGGCCAGGUGCGGGUGUGCGCGACGGGGCAGAACGGGGCGAGGCCGGGCGGAGCUGCGGGAGGAGGUGCGGUGGCGGGGCGGCCAAACGCACGAGCAGGGGCGGAGAGGAGCGCCGGCGGCGGGGCGAGGCCGGCGCGCGGCUGA
Molecule: messenger RNA, 399 nt
Organism: Aegilops tauschii subsp. strangulata
Lineage: Eukaryota; Viridiplantae; Streptophyta; Magnoliopsida; Poales; Poaceae
Source: RefSeq, a predicted model, not a curated record